UACAGAAAGAUACGCUUUUAAUAGUUUACCUUAUCUUCUAUGUACCUAGUUAUUUAUAUAAUUUGGACUUUUUAGUAUUCGACUUGUUUUCGAGAUGGAUCAAUUGGAUUCAUUUCGAGAUGACAAUUGGGACCUAAUCGAUAUUAACAGUUUCUUAGAUGAACCUCCUUUUGAUUUCUACUGGAACGAUCAUACGCUGAACCAGAGGAAUGUCACAGAACUUGAAACAGAAUGCUCUAGGAAGAGGGCUCGUAGCAAUCCGUGCAGCAAACAGGGGAGUAAAGCUUGCCGAGAGAGACUAAGAAGAGAAAAAUUGAAUGACAGGUUCUCGGAGCUAUGCUCCGUGUUGGAACCUGGGAGACCUGUGAAAACAGACAAAAUUGCCAUACUUGACGACGCCAUUCGAAUGCUAAACCAACUGAAGACUGAAUCCGACGAAUACCAAGAGAUGAACCAAAAGCUUUUGGAAGAGAUCAGAACUCUAAAGGCAGAGAAGAUUGAACUUGGGGAAGAGAAACUCUCGUUGAAGGCAGACAAGGGGAGGAUAGAGCAGCAUUUGAAAGCUUUAAUUGAUUUCCCACCGAGUUUUAUCCCAACCCAUAUAACAGGAUAUCAGAUGGCGCAAAAUAAAAUGGCAGUUUUCCCUAGUUAUGGCUUUGUGCCUAUGUGGCAGUAUCUACCUCCAGCUUCCCAGGAUACAUCUCAAGAUCAUGAAUUCAUGCCUCCUGUUGCUUAAUCUUUGGCAUUUUCCAUUUCAUUCUUUAAAUAUGGCUAACUUGCUAAUCUUAUUUCACCUUCUUA
Messenger RNA from Nicotiana attenuata, 801 nucleotides. RefSeq names its product transcription factor bHLH104-like. Lineage: Eukaryota; Viridiplantae; Streptophyta; Magnoliopsida; Solanales; Solanaceae. The transcript has 5 exons. Gene Ontology annotation, molecular function: DNA-binding transcription factor activity; protein dimerization activity. Gene Ontology annotation, biological process: regulation of DNA-templated transcription; intracellular iron ion homeostasis. The coding region runs from base 95 to 736 and encodes 213 amino acids. The record is from RefSeq and is a predicted model, not a curated record.